AUGACAUGUGAUAGACGAAAUACUCUAUUUGCUCCUGUAAAUACAUUAAAUAUAACGACAAACGAUCGAAUACGACGAUAUUCAAUACAUGAUAAACAAGAUCUUGAAACAAUUUAUGAGAUUGAUGAAAAUACAACAGUAAUUGAAGCACUUAAUCAAUUUGUUAAAUAUCGUAUAUCAGCAUUACCUAUUGUUGAUAGUCAACGAAAAUUAGUGAACAUUUAUUCAAAAUUUGAUGUUAUUGGUUUAGCAGCUGACAAAACAUAUACAAAUUUAAAUAUGACAAUUAAAGAAGCAUUAGCUUAUCGUAAAGAACGUCUUGAAACUGUUGCUAAAUGUUAUAAAAAUGAAACAUUAGCAAUAUGUAUGGAACGUAUUGUUAAAGCUGAAGUACAUCGUUUAGUUGUUGUUGAUAAUGAUGAACAUGUUAUUGGUGUACUUUCAUUAUCAGAUUUACUUAAUUAUAUUGUUAUACGUCCAACAAAAAUUCAACCUUUAGUAUCACCACUUCCACAAACAACAAUAACACAUCUUGUACCAACAAUAAAUGUAUUUACUGAAGAUGAUCCAGUAGUAGAAGAAGAAGAAGAAGAAGAAGAUGAAAACAUAAAUGGAAAAGCAAUAGAAAAAAAGACAAAUUAA
Messenger RNA from Rotaria sordida, 642 nucleotides. NCBI's taxonomy places the organism in Eukaryota, Metazoa, Rotifera, Eurotatoria, Philodinida, Philodinidae. The record is from the annotation of a GenBank genome assembly.